Messenger RNA from Raphanus sativus (radish), 642 nucleotides. RefSeq lists its product as uncharacterized. NCBI's taxonomy places the organism in Eukaryota, Viridiplantae, Streptophyta, Magnoliopsida, Brassicales, Brassicaceae. The record is from RefSeq and is a predicted model, not a curated record. The transcript has 2 exons. Bases 1 to 642 code for a protein of 213 amino acids.
AUGGGGAAACUAAUUGAUAUUGCAGGUGACUCGAGUACUAUGUUGCUGGGAAUAAAUAGAUAUGCCACAGUCGCUGAUGUAGCCUCGUCUGGGCAAUGGAACAUCAGGAGAUGCCGCAGCUGUCACCUAUGGGCGAUGAUAGCUGCCAUCAACUCUGUUCCACCCCCGGUAGAGGAUGCAGGUAGUGAUCGUGUGCUAUGGAAACAUAGAGAUGACAACUACAGACCUUGGUUCUCAUCAUCCAGAACAUGGGACCAACUGCGAGAGCACAGCCCAAUAGUAGAGUGGAGCGAUCGGACCAGCGCAUGGGGGGAGGUUCAAGGUUGCAGGCUCUGUGGGGAACCUGAUGAGACCCGAGACUACCUUUUCUUCGCUUGCCCAUACUCAUUCACUGUCUGGACCGACCUGACUGUAUGUCUCCUUCCACGGCCAAGCCCUGAUUGGAACAUCACCAUGACCACCCUGCUAUCUCCUAGACGUAAUAAGGUUGACUCCUGCCUGCUUCGGUUGGCUUUUCAAGGAUCAAUCUACUUGCUCUGGAGAGAACACAAUGGGCGCAAGCAUAACAACUCGUGGAACUCGCCGGCCAAGCUCGUGAAGUCUCUAGACAGGACUAUUCGUAAUAGGAUAUCCUCCAUAUGA